UGUGACAGGCAGCCGCAACGGACGGUGUUCUAUGGGGAUUUCGCUCCUUCGGUUCCCAGGGACAUUUGCGGCCGAAUUGGAUGGAGGGAGCAGGGAAUGGAUUUAUACCACGGCGGAAAUUACGAUACCAGAUUUCGGUUUGUAUGAUACCAAAUUUUGUUUUCACAAGAGGAAUCGAUGCUACAAGUUCGAAUUCAGAGUCUAUUUUUUCUCAUGCCAGCACGAUACCUAACUCAAAACGCACUACUUCUGUCUUCACUACUCAGUUCCGACCCGAAUGUACACCCCCGAACCCAAUUUUAGGAUCCGUUCUCUCCUGUUCAGCCGCGUCUUAUGGCUGUAUCUUUGCCAAGCGGCUUUUCGGGACAUGUAUUGGGGGUGUUCGUCUCUCUAGUUACGUCCCACCUCAACCAGGUAUCACUCUGUCAUCUGCAUUUACAAACGGUUCUAGCAAAUAUUCCCUAUCCCGUCAGUACCCCAUAAUCAGAAUUCACAUGCAUUCCAAGUCAGCUGACCCUGCAUUUGAUGUGACACAGCGUCUGGCCCAUGGAACUGUUGUCCACUGAGAGCGGGCUACGUAUAGCAUCAAGGCCGCGCACCCAACGCCGAGCUUAUCAUCGCUAUGCUUUACUAUAUCAUUGAGUGGCGCGGUGGACCAAUCUUGCUCGAUGGAACGGCCCGAUCCACACCCCUCCCCGCACCAGUAGGUCAGAUAUACCACGGCGUGGGGUAUUCCCGGUAUCCUCCCCGGAUGAUUGCUGGACCACACCUUUAUAUAUGCUUUUUACAUAAGGGAAUCGGCAUAUCGGCCAAUUACUCCUAGUCCCGAUGAUGCUGAUGCGUGUGGCUGCUGCAUGUCAUCCUUAUCCCAAGUCAAGGCCAUCCAGUAGAAUGAAGUUGGAC
Molecule: messenger RNA, 903 nt
Organism: Eremomyces bilateralis CBS 781.70
Lineage: Eukaryota; Fungi; Ascomycota; Dothideomycetes; Eremomycetales; Eremomycetaceae
Exons: 1
Coding region: 81-566 (161 amino acids)
Source: RefSeq, a predicted model, not a curated record